This is a messenger RNA of Pseudomassariella vexata, 965 nucleotides long. RefSeq lists its product as uncharacterized. Lineage: Eukaryota; Fungi; Ascomycota; Sordariomycetes; Amphisphaeriales; Pseudomassariaceae. The transcript is spliced from 4 exons. The record is from RefSeq and is a predicted model, not a curated record. The coding region runs from base 1 to 897 and encodes 298 amino acids. Gene Ontology annotation, molecular function: 2 iron, 2 sulfur cluster binding; iron ion binding.
AUGGUUGAUAUGACCAAGACACUGCCAGCGUCCUGGUACAGUUCCAAGCCGUUGUACGAACUCGAACGACGAGCUGUGUUCCUGAAGUCCUGGUAUCUCCUAGGGCCGGUAACAAGAUUUGCUCAAGAUGAAGCUGUCAACUACGAGUUUUGCGGCAUCGAAAUCCAGAUUGAGCGAGACGGGCUGGAUUUUAGCGUCACCAACCGGUCUAAUGGCCAAUCUCUUCCUCACAGGCUGACGCCGAAUGGCCUCGUCUUUGCGGCGCUUUUGCCAGAUGCUCCUAGCUUCGAAGAAUUCUUUCCCGGGUUGCAGAAACUCUUAGACAGGGUCGAUUUCACAAAGCUGCCUUUCAAGCGAACCCUGUCAUACGAGGGACGUUUUAAUUGGAAGACCAUGGUGGAUGGUUAUCAAGAAUGCCUGCACUGCCAAUACACGCAUCGCUCGUUCUCCGCUCUCUAUCCGCCGGGGUUCUACGCUGUCCACAACUACGGUAACUAUUCUCAACAUAUUGCGGACCCGGCCAAGCCUGACGAUGGUCUCUUUCUUUACUUUUUCCCCAACUGUACUCUCAACGUGUACGGUGGCGGCAUGUCUUCCUUUCGCGUCUGUCCCUCGUCCACGUCACCUUCCGUGACGAGGAUGGAAUUUGAUUAUUACCACGAGAAGGACGGAGAAGCAUUUGAACAAUAUUUCAAUUUUGUUCGGAAAGUCGCUCUGGAGGAUUAUGAGUUGUGUGAAAAGGCGCAGGCUAAUCUGGAGAGUGGCGUGUACUGCCAGGGAAUACUGAACCCGGUCAAGGAGACAGGCGUCAUUCAUUACCAGCAGCUUGUGAGAAACAUGGUAGUUGAGCAAUUCAAAAAUGAGCGGGAGAAGCCGGAAAAAAGGGCCCAGGAUUGAGGUCAGUAGUGCGAGGGGUAGUAUCAUAAAUUGCUAUUUAGGACAAGCUUCGGUCCUGGGGCGGCGAC